Messenger RNA from Branchiostoma belcheri (Belcher's lancelet), 660 nucleotides. RefSeq lists its product as uncharacterized. The record is from RefSeq and is a predicted model, not a curated record. The coding region runs from base 1 to 660 and encodes 219 amino acids. The transcript is spliced from 7 exons. Lineage: Eukaryota; Metazoa; Chordata; Leptocardii; Amphioxiformes; Branchiostomatidae.
AUGGCGAUCCUGAAGGACAGCUGCUGCAGUUGCUGUAACCUCCGCGGGUUGUCUAUUUUCGUCGGGAUCCUGUUUGCGAACCUCCACCUGACCGAUUUGUCGUUAAAGGCAAUGAGCAUAAGGCCUGGUUCGCAAGUUUACGGUUUGCCCGCUGCUGGCAUUGCCAUCGACGUGUUGGCCAUCCUCAUCCUCAUGUGCGCGCUGAUGAUCCAUGGCGUCCAAAAGGGUAAAAAGGUGAUGCUGCUGGUGUGGGUUGUGUUUGUCGUCAUCAUUUUGGUGGUAAAACUCAUCAUUGCCAUCGCCAUCACAGUCUUGGUAACCAUAGCCGCGGAAGUCGCGGCCAGAUCAUAUUAUUUCCGAUAUGUCAAUAUUUCAGCCAUUCCAAUCGAAGAAAUCGAAGCCAAAGUUCUCGCCCAAGUCUGGGCCAUCUAUAUCGUAACCCUCCUCCUGACGAUCUAUGGUGUCCUUGUGGUGUACUCUCACUACCGGAACCUGCGUUAUGGCGUCCUUGAUGAUGACGGUAUCCAUGAUGGUGCAGCACCGCCCCCUGGCGCCCUCCCGCCCGGUACUGCAGCUCCUCCACCGGGAGGCAUGUACCCACAAGCAGCGGCCCCUCCCCCGGGUUAUGAGAAGCAGUAUGUGGUUCCACCUAAAGUGUGA